This is a messenger RNA of Pseudoliparis swirei, 747 nucleotides long. RefSeq names its product synaptogyrin 2b (gene syngr2b). The transcript has 4 exons. Bases 1 to 747 code for a protein of 248 amino acids. Gene Ontology annotation, cellular component: neuromuscular junction; synaptic vesicle membrane. Lineage: Eukaryota; Metazoa; Chordata; Actinopteri; Perciformes; Liparidae. The record is from RefSeq and is a predicted model, not a curated record.
AUGGCGGAGAAGGGCGCUGCAAGUGCGUACGGGGCUUCGCUCGCAGGAGGAGAAGGCUUCGACUUCAUCAAGUUUGUCCGGCAACCGCAAACCAUCGUUCGGAUACUCAGUUGGAUAUUUGCCCUGGUGGUGUUUGCUUGCAUCUCAACGGAGGGCUACAUCAACUCCCUCCACAGUGCCGAGGUAAAGUGCAUCUUCAACCAGAACAACUCGGCGUGCCAUUACUCCAUUGGCAUCGGGGUGAUCGCCUUCCUGGCAUGUGUUGCCUUCCUGGUGUUGGACGCCUACUUGCCUUUUAUGAGCAAUGCACAGCAAAGGAAAUACGCUGUCAUUGCAGACCUGGUAUUCUCAGGGGUGUGGUGCUUCCUUUGGUUCGUUUGUUUCUGCCUGUUGGCCAGUCUGUGGGCUAAAACUGCUGAUGUCUCCGUUGUCCCAGAGGACGCCGCUCGAGCGACUGUGGCCUUCUCAUUCUUUUCUAUCUCCACAUGGGGGAUCCUGACCUACUUUGCAUUUAUCCGUUUCCGCCGCGGCAUUAAUGAAGCGACCAUCCCAACCUACAUCGACGGCCCGGAUCACAACACCCCUUACCCUCCGACCUACGCCCCCACCUCCUACAACCCCACCACCUACACCCCUACCACUUACAACACAUACCCCAGCAACGUGGCCGACAUGCACCAGCCGCCGCCCUUCACACCGAUUCCCCAGCCGCAAGGAGACUCUGAAUACCAGCCGCCCAGCCACUGA